AUGCAGAAUCCAUCUUGCUUGCUAUAUGGCCCAGGGGAUGCUCGUUUCGAAGACCGGCCAAUGCCACAGAUCGAGGAUCCUUACGAUGUAAUUAUCCGCAUCGCCUACGUGGGGGUCUGCGGAAGUGACGUUCACUUUUGGCUUCAUGGCGGGAUCAAGAAUUUCGUCUCCCAAGAGAGACCCCUUGUCAUGGGCCACGAGGCCUCGGGCAUCGUCCACGCCGUGGGACCAGCCGUAAAGGGCCUACAACCAGGUGACUCCAUCGCCAUCGAGCCUGGCUCCGCCUGUCGUCUUUGCAGUCGCUGCAAAGCAGGACAAUACAAUUUAUGUCCGGAGAUGAAGUUCGCUGCAAAUCCACCCUACACCCAUGGAACUCUGUCAAAAUACUACAAGAUGCCUGCAGAUUGUUGCUACAAGAUCCCGAUCAACCUGGAAAAGCCAUUUGGUCUCGAUGAAGCUGUGUUGAUUGAGCCACUUGCUGUAGCGGUGCAUUCGGUUAGACAGGUUGGAGUUCAGCCUGGCGAUAAAGUCGUUAUUUUCGGGGCUGGAACGAUUGGAUUGUUGUGCGCGGCUGUUGCGAGAGAGUACGGUGCAAGCUUGAUUACUUCGGUGGAUAUCAGUCGCAAGAAGCUUGACUUUGCGCAGUCCUUUGUGUCUGAUGGACGCGUGAAAUUUACAACGGUCAUUCCAGACAGUUCUCUUCCUGCGGAGGAGAAUGCUAGAGCUCUGUAUGCCACGCAGCUGGGCUCUGCCUCGGAAGCAGAUGUACCUGGCUUCGAUGUUGCAAUCGAAGCCACCGGCGCGGAGCCAUGUAUCCAAAUGGCAAUUCAUGCGCUGAGGGUAGGAGGUUCCUUUGUUCAAACUGGCCUCGGGAAUCCAAAUGUCAACUUUCCUAUCACGGUGGUCUCCAUGAACGAGAUCACCGUCAAGGGGUGCUUCCGAUACGGCCCAGGUGACUACAAGGUGGCGCUGGAACUGGCACUGAUCGGGAAGAUCGACUUGCGAUCCCUCAUUACCAAGGUGCUUCCUUUUGAGAAGGUGACUGGUGCAUGGGAAACGACGAGGAGAGGCGAAGGUAUCAAGACGCUGAUUCGGGGAGUGGGGUUUUCAGAGGAUGGGAAGCAGGAGAGUUGA
Molecule: messenger RNA, 1134 nt
Organism: Penicillium daleae
Lineage: Eukaryota; Fungi; Ascomycota; Eurotiomycetes; Eurotiales; Aspergillaceae
Product: NAD(P)-dependent alcohol dehydrogenase
Exons: 2
Coding region: 1-1134 (377 amino acids)
Biological process (GO): D-sorbitol catabolic process
Molecular function (GO): zinc ion binding; L-iditol 2-dehydrogenase (NAD+) activity
Source: RefSeq, a predicted model, not a curated record